Molecule: messenger RNA, 6103 nt
Organism: Procambarus clarkii (red swamp crayfish)
Lineage: Eukaryota; Metazoa; Arthropoda; Malacostraca; Decapoda; Cambaridae
Gene: phr6-4
Product: (6-4)-photolyase
Biological process (GO): entrainment of circadian clock by photoperiod; negative regulation of DNA-templated transcription; circadian regulation of gene expression
Cellular component (GO): nucleus; cytoplasm
Molecular function (GO): DNA binding; FAD binding
Source: RefSeq, a predicted model, not a curated record
CAAGUGCUGGAGGAGCUUGGGUUCUCUCUCUCUCCUGUCAUAUAUCCUGGUCUAACAUGUGCAAAGUUCUUGUGUUCAUUUACAGUGUUAAGACAUAGCUAUAUAAAUUAUGACAGGGGAAGCAAGUAAAGCUAAACCUAAGCAUCUGGUGCACUGGUUUAGGAAAGGACUUCGUCUGCACGAUAAUCCUGCUCUCCGAGCGGGCCUCAAAAAUGCUGCAACGUUCAGAUGUAUCUUUAUAUUGGAUCCGUGGUUUGCCGGGUCGUCCAAUGUUGGCAUCAACAAGUGGAGGUUCCUGCUACAAAGUCUUGAGGACCUUGAUAGUUCGCUUCGGAAACUUAAUUCUCGCCUGUUCGUCAUCCGCGGCCAACCAGCGCACGUCCUUCCUGAGCUUUUUAGAGAGUGGGGCACAACAUGUUUAACUUUCGAAAAAGAUCCCGAGCCAUUUGGCAAAGCACGUGAUGCAAAUAUUGUGGCCAUUGCCCGUGAGAUGGGCAUCAACGUUAUUGUUAAGACCUCUCAUACACUCUACAAACCAGAAAAAAUUAUCGACAAAAAUGGCGGCAAACCACCUCUUACGUACAAAUCAUUCCAAAAUAUCUUAAUGAGUAUGGAUCUGCCACCUCUGCCUCAAAGCACAAUUACUCUUAAAGACCUGGAGGAUAAAUAUACUCCUUUAUCUGAUGACCAUGAAGAGAAAUAUGGAGUUCCCACUCUGGAAGAGCUGGGUUUUGACACAGACUCGUUAAAUCAAACCGGUUGGAAGGGAGGCGAGAAUGAAGCCCUGACCAGGCUAGAGCAUCAUCUAGAGCGCAAAGCUUGGGUUGCCUCGUUUGGACGACCCAAGAUGACUCCACAGUCUUUGUAUCCAUCCCGCACUGGACUAUCGCCAUACCUUAGAUUUGGUUGUCUAUCUUGUAGAAGAUUUUUUUCCGAGCUUAAUGACUUGUAUAGAAAGAUUAGAAAGUCUCCUCCGCCACUGUCCCUGCAUGGUCAGUUGUUGUGGCGAGAAUUCUACUACACUGCAGCAACCAACAACCCAAAGUUUGACCAUAUGGAAGGAAACCCCAUAUGUGUUCAGAUACCUUGGGAUAAGAAUCCAGAAGCUCUUGCAAAAUGGGCCAAUGGUCAAACAGGAUAUCCCUGGGUGGAUGCCAUCAUGACUCAGCUGCGGAAAGAGGGGUGGAUCCACAACGUGGCUCGGCAUGCUGUUGCUUGCUUCCUGACUCGGGGCGAUUUGUGGGUGUCUUGGGAAGAGGGUAUGAAGGUUUUUGAUGAAUUACUAUUGGAUGCAGACUGGUCUGUAAAUGCUGGGUCCUGGAUGUGGCUCUCAUGUUCUUCAUUUUUCCAGCAGUUUUUCCACUGUUACUGUCCUGUACGGUACGGUAGAAAAGCAGAUCCAAAUGGCGACUAUAUAAGAACAUAUUUGCCUGUGCUUAAGAACUUCCCUACAAAAUAUAUUCAUGAGCCCUGGACUGCACCUGAGUCAGUGCAACGAGCUGCGAAAUGUGUUGUUGGAGGUGACUAUCCGAUGCCUAUGGUGGAUCACAUCAAGCAGAGCCAGAACAAUAUUGAAAGGAUGAAGCAGGUGUACCAACAACUUGCUCACUACAGAGGAAAAAUUAAUCCUGCUAUAAAGUCUCCUACUGUGGACCACUACCCAUCACCUCCACCUGAGUACGAGAAGAAAAGAAGCAACAAGACUGGCAAAAGUGAUAUCCAGCGUGAUUCUAGCUAUAGAGUUCAAGUGCAGGCCUGACUCAAAUGUGCCUCGGAUGAUCAUGAAUGCUAAGCUGCAAGUGCAGCAUUCCAACUCUUCUCGACAGAACCUAGAAAGGUAGAAUCUUGGGUCUUGAUACAAAACCAAUAUCAUGAGACAGUUAUACCUGCCAUGUGUGGGGGUAAUGAUUGAACAGUAUCAUCUUGGAGGUAUAUAAACAUCAUUACAGUAGUUACAACACACAUUUGCAAAUGUUAGCUGGUUUUAUGAUCACUAAUACUAGUAUUAAGUUUGAAUUACCCGAUUCUAAAUACUGUAGAUAACCUUCUGGAAAAAAUGAAUCGUUGCCGGAACUCUUAGCAGCUUCAACGUGAAUCAAUCACUUGCUACUUAUUUACUAUCGGCAUUUACACCGGUGUUACUUUUAUGUUACAAGUAAUGUUGCAUAAUGGAAUUGACUGACAAUGACCAUAAAAUAGCUAAGAAAUACAUGUAAAUAGCUGGUAGAAAACUGUCACCAUGAAAGCAUAAUGUGCGGUUAUGAUCUUCACAUCUUUACUUAUUUCCUGUGAUCUGGUCGUGUGCUAGAUCUCUAGAACAUUUAUUUAUAUUUAUUUUGUUACUACUGUAGAUUGAUUGUUGACCAAGGUUGACACUGUGUUUAUCAGAAUCAUUGAAUCAAUGAUUAAUAAAUCAUCAGUAGAAAUGAUAAUUUUAUGGUUAUUGUUUAGAAUGUCUAUGCUAUCAACACAUGCAAUCUCUGUCAUAGUAACCUGGGGAAAAGCAUCCACACAACAUUUGCACAGAUAUGCAACCUUCUAGCACAGUGAUUUUUUAAGUCGGCUCAUAGUUGAUUGGACCGGAGUUUUAUUCCUGUGUAGGGCAAGAUAUUUAUUCACAUUUCCUCUGUUCCCCUAGUAGAAAAUAGGUACUCCGGAGUUAAGUAACCGUUGUGGGCUUCAUCCUGGGCAAGGUGAGUCAUUGAUCUCGAUUACCUUAACAGGCUUCUUGUCACCAACAGUAGAAACCCAUAUAUUUCGGCAAAUGACUAUUUUAUUAAAUGUGUGCAUGCACACAUGUACACUUGUGUGCACUAGCCAUAAGACAUAACCAGAUAUUCUUGAUAUUCUUGCAUGCACGUAUGUGUAAAUAGUUCAGAGAUCAUUGAAUGUCUCGAGUUUUGCACAGCUAAAGUAGAAAUCUACACAGGUGGAUACAUUGGCACAUGUAGGAUGCAUAAAGAACAUAGAGUAAAUAUAAUAAUUAUGCAAAAGAAAAAUGGGAUGAGCCGAGUUUUGUAUUGCAAACCACAAACACGUACAAAAUUUAAGAGCAUUCCUGUUGUUUGUAGUGUGUGAUCUAUAAAUUAUUUUCUGUGGUCAUUUUCAAAGGAGUCAGUUCAAGUCCAAAAGCUUAUUCCUACAGCUUCUGGAAACUCCUACAGUAUACUUUUUGGACAAGGUGGAAUGCAUGUUUAAUUUAUAUAGCCAGAUGAGAAAAGUAUGCAACUAUGAAAAAAAAGGCUCUAAGCCAGGAAGACUAUAUAGCAUUGUCUGUUUUUGGAUUUUCAAAAGGUUUUUGAAUAUUACUAAAGAUGCUAGUAUGAAAACAAAAGAACAUUAGGCAAGUGAUAUGAAAGGUAUUGGAUUCCCCCAAGGGAAGAGAGACAAGCGACCCCCAGGGACAUUAGGAGAGCAAGACAUAUCCUGAAAAUCAGGACAUUCUACAAGGGGGUGCGUGAUUGUAAGUGGGACAAUAAGGAGCAGGAUGCUGUUCCAUCAAGUGACCAUAAGUUAAGCGAGUGUGACCAAUACACAACUUGGCCAAAGCAGUUUUCCAUCGUCUAUUAUGAUGGUAGUUGGAAGACUAAGGGGAAAAGAUCACUUUCAAAGAGCAGCAGUUUAUUAUCUGUAAUACUGGCCCAAUGACCUUGCCAGUUGUAGGUUGCAGAAUGAAUGACUGGGUAGAAAUCUGAAUAAGGAAUUCCUUUCCAGGAAGUGCAAAUCAUCUUAGUGGCAGUGUCUGCAAGUUCACUCAGGGUAACUUCAAUAUGGCUAGGAACCCAUCAAAAUUUGAGGGUCGCAUAUUUGUCAGAGAGAUAAGAAAUGGCCAACAUUAGAUUUCGACCACCACAAGAUGCAAAGGGUUAAGACUGCAGAGCGAUGAGGUCACUGAGGGUUAACCACAAAUGAAAAUAAUAUUUAUGCAGAGAAAACAGCUGACAGAGCAUACAAAGUUGCAAGAAGUUGCUAGUCUCCAGGGGCAGGUGACACACAGGUUUUUAAUGAAACUGAUGGUAUAGCCAACACCAUCGAUAAACUUAUACCCAUCUGUGAACAGAGCAGUGGAGUAGGAAACAAAAAAGAAUAGCUAGAAUUGCAAGUAUGUAGUGAUAAAGCUCCAUGGUAUUGUGCCAGAAACUUUGGCAGUGUUGGGUUUGUGGAAAGUCAUCCUGCAUAGUCUAGGGAGUUUCUUCCUCAACAUGCAGAAGUCUGAAUAAGACAUUUGUGUAUUCUCUGGGGUGCAUAAUAAACAUAUGCUGGUAGCAACAGUGUAAUCUCACAUUUUGUUUUGGCAGUUGGCACAUUUACAAAAAUAAAAAGCAUCCCAGUAUUAGUGCUGAUUGACUAUUGUACCUGAUUCACCAUUUCUUCACUGUCAAAAAUUUUGAUUUAGAACAUCCCAUUUAUAGCUGUUUGGUUGCAAGGUAAAGGAAAAAAACAUUAAAUUAGCUAAGAACUGGGCAUUUUACAUGUAAGCUUCUGAAGCUUAUUUGAAAUUCAUCCUUCCUGUAUAGUUUUUAUUGUUACCCAAACUUAAAAAUUUAGUAAAAGUACAUUAAUUAUCCCAAUAAGUGUAAUACAAUCACUACAAGGCAUUCUUAAAGAGGAAUUUAUAAGACGCUUCCAAAAGUUUUAGGAACAAUGAAAGGAGGAUUUAAAUUUGUGGAAUGUCUUUGAAGACAUUCCAAAAAUUUCUUCUCCCCUCCCCCCCCCCCCCAGUAGUUAAUUCCUGGAUCUUGAGCUUCAAACACACAAAUCGUGUCUUAAAUUUGUGCAUUAUACCUCAUAAAUUUAGAUGUAUAAAUUGCCUUACAUGCUAUGUCAACUGCAUAUUUCUAUAUUUUUACUGGCAGAUGAUCUUUUGUACACACAUUAAAAUGUAUAUAUAUGUAUAUAUUGUGGACAAUCUUUUCCUUCACAGCAUCAGGAUGUGUGCUAAAGCCUCACCAAGCAUGUAGAUUGAAAAGGAAACACUGAAUAUUGAAAAUGAAGGGAGUCUUUUAAUCAAUAUAUAUUAGUAUAUUGGUCUCGGAUGCAUUUUAAUACAGUAUUUUAUUUUACUUCUUGGGGGGGGGGGGGGGGGAAUUAAACGUGAAUGAAAUGUUAAAAGAAUAUGGAAAAUAUUUGUUUGUUAUAACAUAAAUAUAGCAAGAACUUCCUAAAAGUAAAUGCAAUAAAAUUAAAAAGAUGACAGUUAACCUUGCCACUAGUAUAUUGUACUCAACUGCUGCCUGUGAUCAUAUACAAAUUAAAAAAUAUAUAUAGUGUAUAUAUAUAUAAGCAUUAAAAUUGUUAAAUUAUAGUAUAGCAAAAUCUUGACAUGUCUUAAAGUUGUUGAUUCUAUGUGAUGCUUUCAUCCAUCCAUGCCAGCACAGUUACAAACACAAUUGGCAAAGCACAUACAGCAACUAUGUUUCAGAAGUGCUUAGCAAAGUCGGUACAAAAAGCUGGAGAUAAUCUAUUGCAAGAGUUGGAAGAUAAAAAUUAUAAACAUGAUUGAUUCCUACAUAAAUUUACUAAUGGUUGACAAUACAGGUAAUCAUGUGGAUGAUGAUAUAUGACCAAAAUAAGAUUUAUUAGAUAUUGCACAUUAGUUUGAAAAAUCUUUGUAAUGUUCAUUACUUUUUGUCAUAAAAGGACUGAAUGGUGAAGUGCUAAGUGGUGGUUCUGUUUAAAUACCUGAAAUGAGAUAAAAAGAUGAAUUUGUGCAAAUUGAAAUUAAGGUUAGGGUGUGGAAAGUGGCUAGUGCUAUGAAAGCCUUAGUUACAAUAAACAACAUAGGAACAGAUGCAGUCUGAGAGCUGCAUAAAGCAGUACUAGUGCUGACCCCUUGUUCAUGGAUGUAAAACUGAUGCUCCACAAAAUGUGAAUAACAAAAAAAAAUAGCAGUAAAAUGAACAACCCGAGAAGUAUGUGUGAUGUUCAGAUUGGAUACAAAUAUUGAAAAAUGUCAUAAGAUAUGAAUAAAAUAAGAAAAUGUCAUAUGUUUUUGUAAUUUACAGUGAUUGACUUUGAGAGACCUUACAUUUUUUUUAGUGGUCAAAAAUCUGUAUAAACUCUUAAUGUAAAUAUGUUCUCAAUAAAGAAUUCUUUAAUUAAA